AAUACAACCCAUCUUCCCCUCUUCACAUAUAUAUAUUAUUCUUCACUUGCCUAGGUUUUAGCUCUUCCAAAGAUUAUAUAAUUUCUUAUUGUUUCCCCCUUCCCUAAAUUUCUGAUAAGCUUAGGAAUUGAUCUCAUGGAAGAUCACCGCCAAGAUCCGAACAGCCCCGGUGGCAACAGCCAGGAGAGGAGCAGCGAGCCGGUGCGGUCGAGAUGGACCCCGAAGCCAGAGCAAAUCCUCAUCCUCGAGUCCAUCUUCAACAGUGGGAUGGUGAACCCCCCGAAGGAUGAGACCGUGAGGAUCCGUAAGCUCCUCGAGAAAUUCGGAGCGGUCGGGGAUGCCAACGUCUUCUACUGGUUCCAGAACAGGCGGUCGAGGUCGCGCAGGAGGCAGCGGCAAAUGCAGGCGGCCAGUGCCCUGGCCGCUGGCGGAGACCCGGGAAACAAUAACGAUGCCCACCAUCAAAACCAUCACCCUCAGUUGCUAGGAGGUGCAAUUCACAGUAGUGAGGGCAGUUCUGGCACGCCUUGUGGUAUGGGCUAUGCACCACUUACUAACAACAACAAUUACCCUCAUUGUCUGCCGACAAGUUACCAUAUCGGGUCAUCUUCAUCGACUAAUAACCUCUUUGGAGCCAGUCUCGGCCAACCAGACGGGACCGAGAGCUUCUUCUCGAUCCCCGGUCAAGUGGUGGGUUUCCCCGAAACAGACCAGAGCUCCAUGUUUUGCCCGUCCGAGACUUCGAGUUUGCCCUACCAGUCGGGAUACAUCACAGUGUUCAUCAAUGGGAUCCCAACAGAAGUGCCAAGAGGCCCAUUUGACAUGAAAGCAGUGUUUGGUCAAAGUGCAGUUUUGGUCCACUCCUCUGGUGUACCUUUGCCCAUGAAUGAGUUUGGUUUCUUAAUGCAGAGCUUGGAGCAUGGUGAAAGCUAUUUCCUGGUUUCAAGACCAACAUGACGAGGUUUCUUUGCCUGCACCAACGAUGCUUCGUACUAGGAACAGCUAAUAUAGUUGCAGGAUUUCGAGUCAUACAUAACAUGAAAGCUCAUUAGUCGAUAUUCUAGCAAUGGAUUAUACAGAGAUAUAUUUGGCAAUCGUCUCUCCACAGAUACAUACAAUGUAUCCACCCGUGGGAAUUGAUCAGGAGGACAAGAGAAGCCAUACAUCGAUCGUUUGGUGUCAUCUAAUUUAUGUGUAUCUGUUUUUUUUUUUCCUUCAGUUAUCCUAGGAUUAGAUUUGGGAAGUUCUUCUAUGCACUUGUGAAAUAUUUGGUGAUGGAAGUGAUUAGUUCAUAUGAUGAUAUAGAAUUAUAUUGGAAUUGAAUAAAAAUGUUUGGGGUGGCAUUUGUCUUUCA
This is a messenger RNA of Punica granatum (pomegranate), 1354 nucleotides long. NCBI's taxonomy places the organism in Eukaryota, Viridiplantae, Streptophyta, Magnoliopsida, Myrtales, Lythraceae. The record is from RefSeq and is a predicted model, not a curated record.